CUUCCUCCAUUAAGAAUGAGUGCAUUGCAGAUUCUCACGGAGCAGAUGAUUUUCAUAAACUUCCUCUGAGCCUCCAAUAAUAAUAUGGACAGACUUAAAUGGAAACAUUUAUAUCCAAUCCCACUCAAAAUAUGGCACAGAAGAUGUCAUAGAUUUUCUUGAAAGUACAACUCUUUCCAAAUUCGACAAGAGAAAUAAAAAUGGGAAAGUUGCAAUCGAAACAUGCAUCUAAACGGAGAGAAAAUCCAGAAGGAGGUGCUUUCAACGAGGCAGACUGUGUUGGCGAAGUAGACAGAAACGCAGACAAGCAGAAUCGAUGUGGUAGAGAUCCAAAAGAAGAUCAUUACUGUUCACUUGAGGUAACACUGCCACCAGACAGAGUAACAGAGAGUCCCAAACCUCUCCUUUCUUCUCCUGAAAACGAAAGACAGCAACCACUCAAAGGUGCACCGAGGAGAAAUGGAAAAAGAGAUGAUGUGGAGUGUAAUGUGUCUACGGAAGAAAAUCUUCAUGAUUGGAUGAUCACAUUGUGCGAUUUUGACAGCAACGGCAAAGUGACCAAAGAGAAUAUGUUGAGCUUGAUGCAUGCAAUCUAUGAGGUGGUGGAGGCUUCAGUUAAACAGAUGGUUCUUAGCAAUGGCACAACUCUGCGUGUGAAGCUGAGUGUCACCCCAUUAACCAAAGGCAACAGAAAAGAUCGGGACAUUGGUAUAUCUCAUAAAGAGCGAGAUCAAAGGGAGGGAACAAUACAGUGUGCAGAAAGCCAUCAUAUUCAAAUUAGAGGCCAGAGGUCAGGUCAGUUGGGUGAUCCAGACAGAAAGCACUAUUCUGUUGAUGAAAACACAGAACGUAGGAACCACUAUCUAGAUCUGGCUGGGAUUGAGAACUACACCUCCCGAUUUGAAGCUGAACCAUCUGCUGAGAAACAGAAGCAGGACAGCCCAUCCUGUGGCCAUCACUGUCACUCUCAGACUGAGACCUCUAGCCCUGUGGAGUCCUCUGGUAGGUCCAUUCCUUUCCUCAGGUCACUCCACAACCGCAGCAAGUCUGUCGGUGGCAGUGGAGCCGCAACCAAACCCAGUAAACUCCAUGUGCAUCACCCUGUGACCUGGUGCCAACCAUCCCAGCAGCAAAUGCAGCCUCCUCUGCUGUAUAGCUCCAGCAAACGCAUCCGUGCCAGGGCCCGUGAGACCACACCACCUUCCAGAGGCAACCAGGGCCUGGACAGAGAGUUGCAGCCUGGGCCAUCUGUCCCUGCUGGGGGCUUUAUGCCCAUUCCUCAAAGGCAUGAGCACCAUCAUCACCAUGAGCAUCAUCAUCACCAUCAUCAUCACCAUUACCACCCAGCAUAAGAGUUCUGAAGUUCAGGUCAUGGGAGUUUCAGUGAGUGGCACCAAAAUGAGUGACAAAGUAGCAAACUCUGAUACCUUUUUGAAGGUAGCAUUAAUUUUGUUCUCUACAUACAAAGAGGAACUGUGGUUCAUCUGUCACACAGUUAGAACAUUUCCACAAGAAAAGGGGCUGGACCACAUAUAUUUAAUAAUAAUAAUAAUAAUAAUAAUAAUAAUAAUAUAUAUAUAUAUAUAUAUA
Myxocyprinus asiaticus (Chinese sucker) is the source of this 1590-nucleotide messenger RNA. RefSeq names its product protein naked cuticle homolog 2-like. NCBI's taxonomy places the organism in Eukaryota, Metazoa, Chordata, Actinopteri, Cypriniformes, Catostomidae. The transcript is spliced from 10 exons. Bases 201 to 1352 code for a protein of 383 amino acids. The record is from RefSeq and is a predicted model, not a curated record. Gene Ontology annotation, biological process: negative regulation of Wnt signaling pathway. Gene Ontology annotation, cellular component: cytoplasm.